Messenger RNA from Hydatigera taeniaeformis, 495 nucleotides. The record is from the annotation of a GenBank genome assembly. NCBI's taxonomy places the organism in Eukaryota, Metazoa, Platyhelminthes, Cestoda, Cyclophyllidea, Taeniidae.
AUGCCGCCGAAGAUUGAUCCAACCGCUAUUACAACAGUGUUCUUGCGUGUGACUGGUGGCGAGGUGGCUGCAACUUCGGCGCUGGCGCCGAAACUGGGUCCGUUGGGUCUGCCACCCAAGAAGGUGGCGGACGACAUCGCCAAGGAAACGGCGGACAUGAAGGGUCUCCGUCUGACAGUGAAGCUGACUAUUCAGAAUCGGCAAGCGACGGUGUCGUUUGUGCCCACCACUUCGGCGUUGCUGAUUAAGGCAUUGAAGGAGCCGGUGCGUGAUCGGAAGAAGGUGAAGAACAUAAAGCACAAUGGCAAUAUCACCUUUCUUGAUGUCCUUGAGGUGGCACGCGUCAUGAGACCACGUUCGUUGGCCAGAGAACUUGCAGGCACCGUGAAGGAGGUGUUGGGAACGGCCCGUUCUAUCGGCUGCUCCAUCGACGGGGAGACGCCGCAGGCAGUGAUUGAGAAGAUAAACUCUGGGGAGAUUGUGGUGGCUGAUUAG